Molecule: messenger RNA, 5495 nt
Organism: Chelmon rostratus (copperband butterflyfish)
Lineage: Eukaryota; Metazoa; Chordata; Actinopteri; Chaetodontiformes; Chaetodontidae
Gene: dlgap1b
Product: discs, large (Drosophila) homolog-associated protein 1b
Exons: 10
Coding region: 1-3063 (1020 amino acids)
Biological process (GO): signaling
Cellular component (GO): glutamatergic synapse; postsynaptic specialization
Molecular function (GO): molecular adaptor activity
Source: RefSeq, a predicted model, not a curated record
AUGACAAUGAAAGGCCUGUCCAGCAGCCGUAGUCACCACCACACAGUGACCUGCGACCCCUCCUACGACUCCAUGACCCUGGGGCACUCGGACCGUCGCUCCUACUUCCUCAACCCUGCGGAGGCUCAUCCUGCUGACCACCCCUGCUACACGCAGCGCAACUCCUUCCAGUCUGAGUGCAGUGCCUACCCUGAUCUGGCCAGCUGCACCUUCCCUCGCAGACAUUACAGCUCUCACCAUGAGCUGAAGGAGGAGUGUGGCGCUGUGGUGCCUUAUACAGGGCCAACAGGGAGCAGUAAGGGAAGCGGAGGAGGUGGUGGAAACAACAAAAGCCUCCCUUCUAACCUGCUGGAGCAGUUUGAGCGGCAGGCGCCUGUACGGCGUGAAGGCUACCACACGCUGCAGUACAAGCGCACUGCAGUGGAACACCAACGUAGUGACAGCCCUGGUCGAAUCCGCCACCUUGUUCACUCUGUCCAGAAGCUUUUCACCAAGUCUCACUCUCUGGAGGGGCCAUCAGGGUCUGGUGGGGGAGGAAGCGGGAGGAUGAAUGGCAGCAAAUCCAGCCCCGAUGACCCUCCCUCUUCUUCUGGCACCCUGAAGCACAGUAAGCGCAGUAAGAGCAAGGACCGCUCAAAGUCGGAGCCAAAGAUGCGCACCGCCAUCUCAGGCUACUGGAGCUCAGACGACACGCUCGACCGGGAGGUGUGCCUCUACCACCACCACCACGGGGGCAGCAGUGGAGGCCUGCCCUCUGGGGUCAUGACCAUGGGUCGCCACCCGGACAAAUCCCAGUCGCAGUACUUCAUGGAGUCCUACAACACCAUCAGCGCCCACUCUCUCAAGACGUCGCGCAGCAACAACGAUGUGAAGUGCUCAACGUGCUCUGGGGGCGGCGGCAGCGCUAUGCCGCUGGUGGGCGCCCUGGACGGCCAGCUGCAGCUGAAGAAGAGCUCGUGGUCUUCAACUCUGACGGUGAGCAGAGCAAGAGAGGUCUACCAGAAGGCCUCAGUCAACCUAGAUAAAGCUCUAGUGAAAGCCGAGCAGGGACGCACCUGCCACUUCCUACAGGUGCCUCAGGAUGACUGGAGCGGGUUCUCUCCGCUGGGGAAGGACGACGAGAUCCCGUGCCGGCGGAUGCGCAGCGGCAGCUACAUCAAGGCCAUGGCAGAGGAAGACAGCGGCGACUCGGACUGCAGCCCCAAACCCUCACCUAAGGUCCAGGCACGACGAGCCAGCUACCUGAAGGCCACACAGCCGUCCCUCACAGAGAUGACCACGCUCAAGAUUUCCACGGAGCACUCGCCAAAGCUACAGAUCCGGAGUCACAGCUAUCUGCGGGCGGUGAGUGAGGUUUCCAUCAAUAGAAGUCUGGACAGCUUGGACCCGGCAGGGCUGCUGGCCUCGCCUAAAUUCCGCUCCCGAAACGAGAGCUACAUGAGAGCCAUGAGCACCAUCAGCCAGGUGAGCGAGGUGGAGGUGAACGGGCAGAUCGAGGCCGUGUGUGAGUCAGUGUUCAGCGAGAUGGAGUCGCAGGCGGUGGAUGCCCUGGACCUGCCCAUGCCCGGCUGCUUCCGCAUGCGGAGCCACAGCUACGUGCGUGCCAUAGAGAAAGGCUGCUCGCAGGAAGAGGAGGAGAGGGGCGUCACGGUGGGCAACAGGAGGACCAACUCGCCCCCGCGCACCACCACCACUGUCAGAACCAUCCAGAGCAGCACAGUGUCAUCAUGCAUCACCACCUACAAGAAGACACCUCCCCCAGUCCCACCACGGACCACCCCGUCCAAACCCUUCAUAUCCAUCACGGCCCAGAGCAGCACCGAGUCCGCCCAGGAUGCCUACAUGGACGGGGGCUCCGGCCCGCGGACGGGCAUCAGCUCCCAGCCGGGCCUGUCCAACUCCACGGAGAGCAUCGACAGCAUGAAGGCCCUGACAGCAGCCAUAGAGGCGGCUAACGCUCAGGUGCACGGCCCCGCCAGCCAGCACGUCACCAACAGCACCAUCACCAUCACUGCCACCGCCACCACCUCUGCCGUCGCGCACGUCUCCGCAGACAGCAAGGCGGAGAGGGAAGCGCUCCGCAAGUGCCUCUCCAUAGGGAUCCAGGUGGACCCAGAGGAAGGAGGGCCGACAGAGGAGCAGUCCAAAUUCCAGUCUAUAGGAAUUCAGGUGGAGGAUGAGCGAUGUUACCGCAGGAUGACCCGCUCCAACAGUGUGACCACGGCCGUGCAGGCUGACCUCGACGGCCCCGCAGACACCCCGGAGCUGCCGCCGCGCUACUUUGCCACCAUGCCGCGCCAGCACUCCCGCGACGCCGCCACUUCUACCGUCAGCAUCCAGGGCUCGGGGAACCACUACCACGCAUGUGCCGGCGACGACUACGGGGAGGUGGGGUUCGACCCCUCGAUCCUGCCCCCUCCGGACCCGUGGAUGGACAGCGUGGCCGAGCCAGAGGUGGAGGCCCAGGAGGCCGUCGGCCGGUCGGUGUGCCCCCGCGACGGCCGCUGGUUCCUCAAGUUGCUGCAGGCCGAGACGGAGCGUAUGGAGGGCUGGUGUCGACAGAUGGAGCAGGAUGAGAUGGAGAAUCAGCUGCCCGAUGAGAUCCUGGGGAAGAUCCGCAGUGCAGUGGGGAGUGCCCAGCUGCUGAUGUCCCAGAAGUUCCAGCAGUUCCGGGAGCUGUGUGAGGAGAAUCUGAACCCAAACGCACACCCGCGGCCCAUCUCCCAGGACCUGGCGGGUUUCUGGGACAUGCUCCAGCUGUCGAUUGAGAACAUUAGCCUGAAGUUUGAUGAACUCCACCAACUCAAAGCCAAUAACUGGAAACCUCUGACCCCACCAGAAAUUCAGGAGAGAAGGAUGCCCCCUCCUGUGCCAAAGAAGCCCCUGAAGGGCCACCCUCCCCUGGCUAGGGACCGCUCGCUGGAGAGCUCUGAGCGCCAGCGUCUGGAGGCUCGCAAGCGCCUGCUAGCUGCCAAACGUGCCGCGUCGGUUCGGCAGAGCUCUGCUACCGAGAGCGCAGACAGUAUCGAGAUCUAUAUCCCCGAGGCUCAGACCAGACUAUGAGACACGCAAACACAUGUACCCACACACAUGCCCAAAACACUGUCCCAUCCACACACUAGCACUGAAUGGUAAGGCUUGGGUGCUAACAUAACAUAACAACACUUUUUGCAGACUCAGUCACGAUGGAAGUUGUUUGAACAAGAAAUGUACAUUUACAGUAUUUAUUUAUUUAUUUAUCUUACCCCUCCCCCAAUUAAUUUCCCUCUCCCAGCUUUGAUGUAGCAGUCCCUCCUCUUCAUGUACCUCCACCUGCCCCUCACAAACAAGUAUCUUAUAAACCCCUUUUUUUAAGUGGCCUAAUAUUACAAAGUAAGCCAGGUGUAGCACAGCAGUGAUGUGUUUCAGGUGCUGAGAAUCAGAGGAAAACAGGGAAGGAGCAUGCAUGUCCAUGUGGAGUGGUUGUAUAUACAUGCAAACACACACGAGUGAUGUACUUCAUCUGAUCUGCUCAGAUCAAAUGGAGAGACAAGACCUAUUGACUCUUGUUCAGUUUUAUUUUUGUAUUUGCAAAAUACAAAAUCCUGCGAUCCGGUUCUGAAAAUACCAGGAGCUGAGUUUUUGAUUUGAAAAUAGGAAAAGACCGGGAAACCGCAGAGUCGGUCAGCGACACAGUUCGCCCUCUGGCUGAAAAUGGGUCUUCUCCAGCAUUUUGCUCCUCCAGGUGAGGCCAAGUGGCCACUAAGCCAGGAGCAGAUUCAGAGGUUCUGCAAAGAGUGCAAUUCACUGACAGAAUCACUGUUCGACAAAAAUGCGACAAACCUAAUCUGUGCGAGCGAGAGAGAGAAUGUGUGUGUGUGUGUGUGUGUGUGUGUGUGUGUGUGUGUGUUGUACUUCAGAUGUUCAUUUCAAAAGUGCUUCCUAUUUUUCUAGGUCUAAAGGGUCCUAGUUGUAAUUGAGGAUUAAGGUAGCAGCACCAACAGACUGUAAACACACCACCCAUCUCGUCUCAUUUUAAACUGAGCAAACCACGUUUGUAUAGAAGAACAUACAGUAUGAUGACAUGACACGCAUGCCGACACAAGGUAACUGAUAUUUUUGUCUUUUCUAAACAGGUUUAAUCCUCUCAUGUUGCGUUCAGACUCUUCAGUGUUACCGACAAUGCUAAAAUACUGAUAUUUGGUACAAUACUGGUAGUUGUACUGUAUUUUAUUACGUCAUUUUUAGACAAGAGAGGUUUAUUGACAGUAUUGAGACUAAAGGACUGAAAAGGGACUAUUUUCUCCUCACUGUGUGUGCACUAUCUCUGCCUCCAAAUGAAGCAAUUAUUUGAAGGUCAUACGAUAAAAAAAAAUCCAAUUUGUAAUAUUUUGUAUUCAUGUUUAAUUUAAUUAGGAGAACAAUGACUGUUUCUUGACAUUGUGAUUAUUAUUAUGAUGCACUGACAACAAGGCCCUUAUACUGUGUUUAUGUUUUAUUUAUGUUGGUUCUUUUGCAUGACAGGCACCUUCUUCUUUUCUUUUUCUUUCUUGUCUUUUUCUGUUUCAGUGAUCAGCCUUAAUUUCUAAUAUGAUAGUCGAGCACAACAGCAGUCUCAGGGGAAGAAGUGUGUGUGUGUGAGUGAGAGAGAGAGUGUGUGUGGCUGACUUCAUGUGAGUGCAUGUCACCCAUGGCUUUGUCUCUUACUGUAUAUAACCACAGCUACAAGGAUAGGCCAUGAUGUUAAAGAAGGGAGUCGAGUCUACGCCAUCUUUUCAGUGAUGUUCCUGCCGAACAUCUCCGCCCUAAUCACAUCAAUGUAACAAGGUAUUUCUGUCAGCUGCUUGAAUGUGGAGACAAUCCUGAGCCGGUUUAGCCAUCACGUAAUUGUUUUGAUACCAGAAUUGCAGGACUUUGGUGUCCAGUUCUCUGUAGUGAUCUGAUAAAGUUUUGUGCCAUUGAAUAACUAUAGUUGAGGAUAUAUUCCUGCUAUUUGUCCCUGUUGAACGGCUACCAGAAGUUUUCAAUGAGGGACGCUUGUGAAGGAACUCAAGUGAUGAAGUGACCGUACAGUAUGAUUUCUAUUUCCUUUAGCUGGCCGAUUUGAAGCCUAGAGAGGAUGCAUAAAAGUAACAAUAGUUCAAAUUUAAUGCCAUUUUAUGUAGAUGAAGCUCAUUUUAGUAUUUUUUACUUUGGAAAACUUGUAUUUGAAUUAAAUUGUCUGUCAAAUGAUCGACUUCUUUAUUUAUGUUUAUUAUAUUAACAUAUCAAUAUAAUACUCCUGAUAUAGUGGGGAGUUCGUAACCAGAAUGUUGGAUUGUGGUUAACUGCUAAACUCAAAAGACACUCCAGCAAUCCUGGCAAUUCUGAAGCUUGUGAUGUAGUUAUAUUAAGAGAAAAACAUUCAAAUAAACAUUUGUACAUAAAUGAAUGUUUCCCUAUGUAAAUGUAAACUUAAAAAAACCCCCAAUCAAUUAACAUAUUAAGCAGAUAUACAUUUUGUAAUUAAUGUUAUU